AUGGCCACCGUAAAGAGGGCAGCUAGUGAUACCGCCGAGGCAAUUAAGGGAGUGAUCGACGCCUUCCAGCAACAUAUACGCGAGCUUAAGGCUUUGGGACGCCCAGUGGAAUUUUGGGACGAUUGGCUAGUAUACGACCUAGUCAAUAAAUUAGACUUCGACACACGAAAGCAAUGGGAGCUAUCACUCGUCACUGAUGAGCCUCCGUCAUUCGAACAGCUGUCCACGUUUUUAGAAGUUAGAUGUCGUUCUCUAUCAAUGCUAUCAUCGUCAACGGUCUUACUGCCAGCUAAGGGUAAAACCGCGUCGGUGUGUAAGUCUACGAAUGUGUUUCACGCAGUGGAAGAUCAGAACAGCACGGGCUGUAAAUUUUGUAACGGGCCACACAAAAUAUACAGUUGUGAAAAAUUUCGGGACCUUGACGCAAACGGUAAAUCAAAAUUUGUGAGAGAAUCGCGCGUGUGUAUGAACUGCUUGAGUUCAGGCCAUUAUAAGGCAAAGUGUAACAGGAUUUGCCAUCAACGCCAUCACACGCUGUUGCAUAAUACUGCCGCUACAACUAACGCUACAACCGUUGCUCAUUUCGUCAACAGCGCCUCUCUUAGGCCUUUCUCCCCCGCCGCAGACGUCAUGCAUCAAUCCAACGCAACUGUUUCAUCCGCUAACGGUCCUUCCACAGACACCGCUGCUGCCUGUACGUCUCCCUAUUUGAAUGCCAAUCCCAACCAACCUCAUCCAAGAGAAAGAAUUGUGCUGUUGGCGACCGCCUUAGUCAAGGUACGCGAUUGUUCUGGUCAUUGGCAACCCGCUCGCUUGCUGUUUGAUUCUGGUUCGCAUGCUUCCUUCGUAACCGAGUCAUGUGUACAACGCUUGGGAUUACCGCGAAAAGGGUCCGCAAUAUUGAUUUCUGGAAUUGGUUCCUCCCAAGAGAUACGCUCUAGCGGUGAAGUAUUACUUUCAUUAUCAUCUUAUUUUUCAGCCCAAUGCUUUACUGUUGACGCAUUGAUUCUGCCUAAAAUCACAAGCGAUUUGCCAACACAGCCCUUGAAAGUUUCGGCGUGGCCGCACAUACAAGAUCUAUUUUUAGCCGAUCAGCACUUCAUGAAACCCGGACGUAUCGAUAUCUUGGUCGGAAUGGACGUCAUGGGACAGCUCCUCUGCUCGGAGAUUCGUAAGAGUACACCCGGUACGCCCAUGGCUCAGCGAACGGUUUUCGGUUGGACGUUGUUUGGAAAUGUCGAUGGAUCCGAAUCCACUUCGCUCGGCUUACAGUCUCUGCAUUGUGAAGUUCAUUUAGAUCGAGCGCCUACUAGACUUUGGGAGUUAGAAGAAGCACCGAAAAAGACCCACGUCUCCUGCGAAGAACGCUAUUGUGAAGAGAUUUUCGAAAAAAACGCACAGAAGGUCACCUGA
Molecule: messenger RNA, 1413 nt
Organism: Anastrepha ludens (Mexican fruit fly)
Lineage: Eukaryota; Metazoa; Arthropoda; Insecta; Diptera; Tephritidae
Exons: 1
Coding region: 1-1413 (470 amino acids)
Biological process (GO): proteolysis
Molecular function (GO): aspartic-type endopeptidase activity
Source: RefSeq, a predicted model, not a curated record